Aspergillus pseudotamarii is the source of this 939-nucleotide messenger RNA. RefSeq names its product DNA-directed RNA polymerase III subunit C31. Lineage: Eukaryota; Fungi; Ascomycota; Eurotiomycetes; Eurotiales; Aspergillaceae. The coding region runs from base 82 to 816 and encodes 244 amino acids. Gene Ontology annotation, cellular component: RNA polymerase III complex. Gene Ontology annotation, biological process: transcription by RNA polymerase III. The record is from RefSeq and is a predicted model, not a curated record. The transcript has 3 exons.
CUCGACUCCAAAUUAUCACCCCAAAAACUCAGGACAAUCCCAGCACAUCUAUAACAAAAGUCCACCCUUCAAGACAUACCCAUGUCCCGGUUCGGAGCGAAGAAGGGCAGAAAGCUGCCCGGCGCAGAAUUUACAUGGGACAAUGACCCAAACGGGGAACCAGACACUGCGCCAACACCCCUCUACCCUAAAUACACCGUCCCCCAAGCCCGAUCCCUAAGCGAGCGCGAACAAAAGCAAGUUGAUCUGUAUCGGGCUCUUCGCGAGCAGUUUCACGAUGGUCCCUAUUACUCUGUUCUUGAUCCGGGAUUGUCGGGUAGGAAGUCGAAGGCGGCGAAACAGCAUUUCGAUCCGUUCCACGGCAUGCCGUCUUAUUCGGGGAAGUAUCAGAAGAAGAAGAGGGCCAUUCCGAAAUUGAGUGGGCGGCCUUAUAUCAUGAAGUUCUUCCCCCGCGACGAUCUUUGGGAGGUCAUUCAGCCAAACUUCAAGGCCGGUGCGGCGAUGGAUGGGUUCGUUGCGAAGAUGGUGCGGCCGCCACUUAAGCGCGGAUUCGAAGAUGAUGACGAGGAAGAUGAAGAUAUCGGGAAGCGACGGAAGACGGGCGAUGAGGAUGACGAGGGUGGUGAGAAUGAUGAUCUUUUGGAGCCAGAUGAUGAGCAGGGUGAGGAGGAGAUUAUGGAUGAUGACUUUGAGGAUGACGAUGAUGAGAUGGGUGGCGACUAUAACGCUGAGCAGUACUUUGACGGCGGCGAUGAUGAGUAUGGGGAUGAUGGAUUCGGGGAUGGUGGUGGCGGCGGCGAUGAGGAUACUUAUUAAAGCGGGAGAACGCUUGAACAUUCUGAGAUACCCUUUUCUUUCUUUCGAAUAUGGUUUCUAUUCUAUGAGCGGUGUUUUUAUAUAUCAUAUAUAUGUAUGUAUGGAUGCAUUUGCAUGGUGGAG